Molecule: messenger RNA, 1188 nt
Organism: Jaminaea rosea
Lineage: Eukaryota; Fungi; Basidiomycota; Exobasidiomycetes; Microstromatales
Exons: 1
Coding region: 1-1188 (395 amino acids)
Source: RefSeq, a predicted model, not a curated record
AUGGCGGUCGCAGCCAUCAUGAGCGCUUUCCACCCCAACCACGACACGGCAUCCACCAUGAGCAAGCCAGCAAAGAGCCGCAAGCGCUUCUCGCUCAUGGCGCUGCUGCCCUCGCGCAAGCUCAACAGCAGGCGUGCCACUGCCUUGCCCACCGUCAACGUGGAUUCUCAGCAGUCUAAGCAGCAGCAAGCCUCGUCAUCAUCAUCACCACCGCGAGCUCACCGCAAGCAGUCAUCGCUUGACCGCCACGACAUGUGCCGCGAGGCUAGGUCCAUCAUCGAUGACGGUGACGUCGACCAUCCGGCCAAUACCACUGCUCCUGUAGCAGCAAAGACCACGCAGGAAGUCUGUCCGAUUGCUCGAGCCAUCCUCAGCGAUGCGGCCUAUAAACAGCGCCUGGCUGUCAUGGCGCUCCAAGACAGCGCACAGCCUCAACCACUUAGCAAGCACGGCGUCCCUCGCCUUCCUCGCGGCUCCCUCACUUCGGAGAAGCUGCCACUUCUCGACCACGCCUUGGCUCGUGUCGCCCUCAAGAGAAGCACGUCCGAUGUAGAGGAUAAUGGCGAUGAGGACGAGCAGCACAAGCGCCAUCUCAUCGUCAACGGUCGCAUCGCUGCCGUGCCCAUCCUACCUAAGGACAGCGCAAAGUCUCCUUUCGAGGACGACGACGAUGACGCUUCCUCCAACCACUCUAGCUCUGACGGCGGUGCUGGGACGGGUUCAACGCGCGCCACUAGCCAUGGAGCACAGCACGGCUUCCGGGUAGGCAAGGUCUCCCUCGCCCUUCCUCGCCGCACUUUCGAUGGGGACGCUCGAUCCCUGCUUCCUCGCCCUUCUACGGAGCCUACUGCAGACGCUGCCCCUCGUCGCUCCUUUGGACGCCCGUCUUACUCGCACGCCCCUCCUGCCUCGAACCGUUGGGCUAAGCAGCACAGCCAACAACAGCCACAACGCCCACGCAACGAGCGAGCACGAACGACUUCGCCGCCUCUGUCGCGUAGCUUCAGCCAGAGAAAGCAGCAGGAGGCCAGCGCUGCAGGCCGUCAAACCUCACUACCUACCAGCCCGUCCCCUCCGACAUCGUACCGUCGUGCGUCCAUGGAGGCCAAGCGACUUAGCUUGCUCGCCCUCAACUCGCUCGGCGGUCACGCACCGCAGAGGGACUACUUUUCGGAGGUCGCGCAGUAG